CGUUAUAAUUUGCUGUCAGUUAUUAGGUCAUUUUUUUUCAGUAUAUGAAAAACAUCUGGCCUUAUGAAAUAUUGAAAUACUAAAAUAAAUAUAUGACACAACACAAACCAGGGCAAAUUCUUCAGUAAACAAGAGAGGUUUAAUUUUUAUUGUUGUUCAUCAUUAGCUACAACAGCUAUUUCUUGACAAAAACAUUACAAUGUUUAGGAAGCACUCAUGAAAAAUUAAAAAUUUUUAUUGUCUAGUUUCUGUUUUCUUUUACAAAAUGGGAACGGUAUUCAUUUUAUUUUACAUGUAAAUAUUGUGUGUAAAGGCAUACAGGCCGUAGCAUGCGCAGAAAGAACUGGGACUAGGUAGCUGGUGACAGGGCUCAUGAGCUGGCAGCUCUUUCAGAGUCCAGCGUUCAUGUGGGGCAGCUUCAGGCAUCCUCUGACGUCUGCAGGGAAAAGGUUGAGUCAUCUGGGCUCUGGUCACAGAGCUGCUGUGGCACCCUCACCGUGGGCCUUCCUGUUCGUACUUCCUGUUCUGUCUCUCCUGCUCCCGAAGAGCUCAGGCGCAGGGGCCACGAGCUGCUGCCGUUGCAUCAACUGACACCACCGUGGCAAAGUCAGCAGCCACACCAUGCUGCCCUUAUUCCUAGUCCUCUCAUACCUAGGCCAAGUGAUCGCUGCAGGCAAAGACGUAGAAACACCACUUCUGCAGAUCACAGUACCAGAGAAAAUCGACACCAACAUCCAGGAUGCCAAGGAGGCAGAGACACAAGUCACUUACGUGGUCAGAAUUGAGGGCAAAGCAUACACACUCCAACUUGAAAAACAGUCAUUUUUACACCCACUUUUUGGAACAUAUUUGCGUGACAAGUUGGGAACAUUGCAACCAUACUUUUCUUUAGUAAAGACUCACUGCUUUUAUCAAGGACAUGCUGCCGAGAUCCCAGUAUCAACAGUGACACUCAGCACUUGCUCAGGUCUCAGUUAGAGAACAUCACUUAUGGAAUUGAGCCCUUGGAGUCUUCAGCUACAUUUGAACACAUACUUUAUGAAAUUAAGAAUAACAAAAUUGACUAUUCUCCUUUAAAAGAAAACUUCGCAAAUUCUGAGCAAGAAAGUCAGUCCUACCGAAUCCUUGUCAAACCAGAGAAAGGUUCGAACUCGACACUAACAAAGAGAAUUCUGAGGAUAAAGAUCAUCAUGGAUAAAGCCAUGUUUGACCAUAUGGGCUCUGAGGUGGGAGUUGCAACUCAGAAAGUUGUUCACAUCUUUGGUCUCAUUAAUACUAUGUUUUCCCAGCUGAAGAUGACAGUGAUGUUAAACUCUCUGGAGAUCUGGUCAGAACAAGACAAGAUAGAAACCAAUGGGGAUGCUGAUGAGGUCCUGCAAAGGUUCCUGCUGUGGAAAAGCAAGGAAAUAUCUCAAAAGGCCCAGGAUAUAACCUACUUACUCCUGUAUAAGGAUCAUCCUGAUUAUGUGGGAGCGACAUAUCAUGGGAUGGCCUGCAACCCAAAUUUUACCGCAGGAAUUGCUCUGCAUCCAAAGACGUUAGCUGUGGAGGGCUUUGCCAUUGUUCUCUCACAGUUGCUGGGAAUUAACCUGGGGUUGGCAUACGAUGACGUCUACAAUUGUUUCUGUCCAGGAAGCACAUGCAUAAUGAAUCCUUCGGCAAUACGUUCCCAAGGCAUAAAGGUUUUUAGCAGUUGUAGUGUGGAUGAAUUCAAACAGCUGGCUUCACAACCUGAACUGGACUGCCUUCGGAAUACAUCGGAGACAGAAUUUGUUGUCCAGCCCCAAGGUGGAUCGUAUUGUGGUAACCAUCUCCUGGAGGUCCCAGAGCAAUGUGACUGUGGCCCACCAGAGACCUGUACUCAUAAAAAAUGCUGUAACCCUAAAGACUGUACUCUGAUUGAUGCUGCGCAGUGUGGUACAGGGCCAUGCUGUGAUAAAAGAACAUGUACGAUAGCCGAAAGAGGACGCCUAUGCAGAAAAAGUAAGGACCAGUGUGAUUUCCCAGAGUUCUGCAAUGGAGAAACUGAAGGCUGUGCCCCUGAUACAAAAGCUGCAGACCUGGAACCUUGCAACAACGAGACUGCCUAUUGCUUUGGUGGGGUUUGCCGAGACCCAGAUAGGCAGUGUACAGAUUUAUUUGGGAAAUAUGCUAAGGGUCCUAAUUAUGUGUGUGCACAAGAAGUGAAUCUGCAAAAUGACAAAUUUGGAAACUGUCAUGGGCGAUGUAAUUAUAGUGCUAUAUUUUGUGGAAAAGCAGUUUGCUACUGGAACUUUGCAGAAGUCAUACAAACAGAGAAAUAUGAUGUUCAGUAUACUUACUUGGGAGGCCAGGUGUGUGUGUCCGCUCAUUUAAGAUCACAGACUGGGACUAGAGAUGACACAUAUGUCCAUGAUGGCACUGUUUGUGGUAGUGGCCAGGUUUGCUUCCGAGGAGAUUGCUUACGUGUGCAUGUCCUAAGGGGAACCAGGGAGUGUGAGGCCGAUGACAAAUGCCAAGGACACGGGAUUUGCAACAAUCUAAACAACUGUCAGUGUGAAUCUGGUUUUGCUCCUCCAGAGUGUGACAUGACACCUUCAUCUCCAGGAGGAAGCAUGGAUGACGGAUUUUGGCUGCCCUUCGAUAAAAGCACACCUUUGAUUUUCAAGCGGCAUGGCCUUAAGUACAAAAAAGUGCUUUUGAUCAGUUUCUAUAUCCUCCUGCCUUUCCUUGUUGUGCUAGCCUUCAUGGCUGUUAAGCGGAUGAUUGGUAAGCGGCUUGCUAAGCAGAAUAUCUCAAAGGCAUUGGAGCACAAAGAGGAAGCAUUCAACAGAGGGUCCAUGAACCCAGGCGUGGUCUCCGGUGGCAACACAGACCAGAACCUCAUGACAGUCCCAGGUAGCUUCAACAGCUACGCAUAUCAUGGCAACACAGACCAGAACUUCAUGACGGUCCCAGGUAGCUUCAACAGCUACUCAUAUCAUGGCAACACAGACCAGAACUUCAUGACGGUCCCAGGUAGCUUCAACAGCUACUCAUAUCAGGAUGUUCCUUACUACCGAUCAAUACCAGAAGACGGUAACGACAGCCAGCAGUAAUAGAGUCAAAGCAAUUAUGCAACAUCAAAGCCACAACAGAAGAAGACCACAACCAAGAAGCUCACUGUUCUGUGGUCUGAUACAAGAGCAAGAACUAGCCCAUCUCUUUCUCUGUGGCUUACUGUUUUUGGUUAUACAUGCCUCCAAAUAAAGUCUAUGGCUGACA
Molecule: messenger RNA, 3243 nt
Organism: Mus musculus (house mouse)
Lineage: Eukaryota; Metazoa; Chordata; Mammalia; Rodentia; Muridae
Gene: Adam3
Product: ADAM metallopeptidase domain 3
Exons: 22
Coding region: 1191-3077 (628 amino acids)
Biological process (GO): proteolysis
Cellular component (GO): plasma membrane
Molecular function (GO): metalloendopeptidase activity; metallopeptidase activity
Source: RefSeq, a predicted model, not a curated record